This is a messenger RNA of Cygnus atratus (black swan), 5617 nucleotides long. It is a transcript of the gene PAPLN, whose product is annotated as papilin, proteoglycan like sulfated glycoprotein. Gene Ontology annotation, biological process: extracellular matrix organization. The record is from RefSeq and is a predicted model, not a curated record. NCBI's taxonomy places the organism in Eukaryota, Metazoa, Chordata, Aves, Anseriformes, Anatidae. The transcript is spliced from 28 exons. Gene Ontology annotation, cellular component: extracellular matrix. Gene Ontology annotation, molecular function: metalloendopeptidase activity; serine-type endopeptidase inhibitor activity. Bases 267 to 4307 code for a protein of 1346 amino acids.
GCAUGCGAUUACAACUCUGGCUUUCCCAAGCAAAAGAGAAAACACUUGUGAAGAAACUUAGAGGCUGAAGGGGUUAAAUGAAACCCAACUCUCCUUUUCCUGUGCAGUAAGGAUUAGUAACCAAACAGAAGCUGGAGAGAAGAGCAUGUUAAGAGCCACCGUUUGAACCAGAACGAUAAGAAAGUGGGUUUUGCAGCUUGACUACAGUGGUGUCAGUCCCUCCAACUUUUGCACUCACCUUGCACAGGUCCACGCAGAAGACAGAGAUGAAGAACUUGUUCCUUCUACUCAUGCUAGCAGUGAUGCCACCUUCUGCAUUUUCAGGCCGCAGGAUGAAGCGGCAGACUGAUGUCUGGGGAAGCUGGGGUGAAUGGGGCAAGUGCAGUCGGAGCUGUGGCGGUGGAGUCAGCUUUCGGCAACGGCACUGCUAUUCCCAAAGGACAGAAGGUGCUUCCAGUUGUAUUGGACCAACUCGAAGCUAUCGCUCAUGCAAUAUUCAGAGCUGCCCAGAAGGCUCCAGGGAUUUCCGGGCAGAGCAGUGUGCAGAGUUUGAUGGGACAGAAUUUCAAGGAAAGAAAUACACAUGGCUUCCGUAUUAUGGAGCACCCAAUAAAUGUGAGUUAAACUGUAUUCCCAAGGGAGAAAACUUCUACUACAGGCACAAGGAAGCUGUGGUAGAUGGGACUACCUGUGAACCCGGCAGGCGUGAUAUCUGCGUAGAGGGAGUUUGUCAGGCCGUUGGCUGCGAUAACAUACUGGAAUCUGCCAAGAAGGAGGACAAGUGCCUGCAGUGUGGAGGAGAUGGCAGUACUUGCUAUGGUGUGAAGGGCACUUUUGAUGUGCCCAACCUUCCCAAAGGGUACAAUCAAAUCUUUAUCAUCCCCAUUGGAGCCACCAGCAUCCAAAUUAAGGAGGUUAUGCCCAGCAGGAACUUUCUCGCUGUCAAGAACGUGAGAGGGGAAUAUUACCUGAAUGGGCAUUGGACCAUUGACUUCAGCCGAGCUCUGCACAUAGCUAGCACAGUUAUGCACUAUGACCGUGGCUCAGAAGGUGAUCUGGCCCCAGAGCUCCUCCAUGCCAGGGGCCCUACCACAGAACCCUUAAUUAUUGAGCUCAUCAGUCAGGAGCCAAACCCAGGGGUGCAGUAUGAAUACUACCUGCCCGCGCAGGGACAGACCUCAGGUUACAGCUGGAGUUACAGUUCAUGGAGUGAGUGCAGCUCUGAAUGUGGAGGAGGUUUCCAAUCCCGUUUGGUGUUUUGUACCAUUGACAAUGAAAUUUAUCCAGACUAUAUGUGCAGGAGUAAACCACAACCAGACAAUAACCGGACAUGUGGCCAUCAGACUUGUCCCCAGACAAAACGGUGGACAACGGGGGAGUGGGGACCCUGCUCAGCUACCUGUGGUGGAGGCACCCAGACUCGCUCCGUUUACUGUGUGGCAUUUGAUGGCCAGAGCUCUCAAGGGGUCGUGGACAACGCUGAGUGUAUGGCCUUUGCACAGCAGCCUCGCAGCAGUCAGCCCUGCAACAUGAGACAGUGUGCAACCUGGAGCACAGGUCCCUGGUCAGAGUGCUCAGCCAGCUGUGGGGAAGGAGUCCAGACCCGGACUGUCACCUGCAGAACGCAGCAGGGCUCUCAAGCUCGGGACUUCGCUUGCCUAAUGGAGCCAAAGCCACCAGCCACCCAGCCCUGCCUUAAGGAGAACUGCAUCCAGGAAAUCGGCUGGCACAUUGGAGACUGGGGCCUGUGUUCGAAGAGUUGCAAUUCAGGCAUCCGGACCCGCCAAGUUAUCUGUGCUGACGGUGACUCCAAGUUCUACAGUGCUGAGAUAUGCAAAGCCAUCCAGCCACAGAAACCAGCCACCCUGGGAAGCUGCAACAUGCAGCCCUGCUACCUGCCACAGCAGGUCCCCAGUAUGCAGGACACUAUGGGAUAUGAUGUCACUCGCCAGUCCUUGCUGACUCGUUACAACCCAAACAGCCCUGCCACAGAUUCUGGAAGGAUGCUCGCUGGGAGCUCCACAGUCCACGGUACCUCUGGGAAUCACCACAUCCAGUCUACUGAGGACCGUGGCAUCAACUUGUUGCCCGUUCGCUGGGAAUCCCAGUCACACUCAUCAAAUUCCCAUCAGCUCAGCUUCCCUCCGUACCCCACUGCAGGGACUGGCUCUCAGGACUGUCAUCGGAGCCCACACGGCUGCUGUCCAGAUGGACGCACGCCAGCUUCAGGCCCUUUGGGGAGAGGUUGUCCCUUCAGCAGCUGUCACCAAAACAGGUAUGGAUGCUGUCCGGAUGGAGUAUCAGCUGCUCAAGGUCUGAACAACAUGGGAUGCCCGCAGUACAACCGUGAGGUUCAAAUGAGCAGAAGUCGGCCCGCUGCAGCUGCUCCAACAGCAAGCCAAGCCUUGUUGCAGCAGCACCCCUCGGGCGAGUGCCGCAGCUCAGUGUACGGCUGCUGUUUUGACAAUGUCGCUUCAGCCUCAGGUCCUCAAGGGGAAGGAUGUCUCAACAGGCCCAACUACCCGUAUCCCGUCAUAUGCCUGCUGCCCAGUGCCCACGGCCCCUGUGCGAACUGGACCACUCGCUGGUACUUUGUGACAGUCGUUGGCAAGUGCAACCGCUUUUGGUACGGCGGCUGUCAUGGCAAUAAAAACAGCUUUGCCUCAGAGGAGGAGUGCAUGAGAGUAUGCCACAACUCGGGGGGGGUCAGUCCCCUGGCGCGCCAGCCCUAUUCUGGCACAGGAGCCCUGCAGCAGCAGGACACCGGCUCCCGCUCUCACACACGGAACUAUCAGGGUCAGCAGCAGCCACCGCUGAGAGAAUCUGCAAGUCAGAGCCAAGAAGGAAGAGCCUAUGGGGCUUUACAGCCCCCACAGAACAGACGUGGAGGGGACAGCUGGAGGAGCGAGGUACUGCCAGAGACUGUGCAAAGGACUGGUGUGCUGGAGAGCCAGCGCUGGGGCACCCAGCAAAGUCGAUUGAACAGCCUGAGCCAGCUGCACUUGGUGUCGGAAACAGCAGUGCCUGGGCCCUCAGAGAGGCAGAGCAGCAGUGGCCAGCAGGUGCUGCCACAUGAAGGCAAGCAGUGGCAUAAGGCGUUUGGAGCAGAUGCUUCCAUAACGGAGGGCUUGGACCACCAGGUGUCUGCAGACUCACUCCCAGCACGGGGUCUGCACAGAGCCAUUCUGGAGGAAGCCAAGCCCUCUCUUGUGACAGCAGUCGUGGGACAAAACAUCCAGCUGGUCUGCAAGACAGGCACGUCCCCCUUCUCCAGAGUGGAGUGGAUGAAGGAUGGCCAGCCAGUCUCCUCUGACAGGCACGCCUACCAGUCCGACAGCUCCUUAGUUAUCAGCCACAGCAAGCCAGAGGACGCCGGGACUUACACGUGCCUCAUUUCUGAUGGGAGGACGGAGAGACGGCAGAUUCAGUUACAGAUCAUAGAGUACCAGAGUGCUGUUCUGGCAGAGGGUGAGAGAGGUCAGGUCCUUCACAAGGAAAAUCAGCAGCACCAAGGGCUAUCCAGAGGCGGGAAGGUUGUGCAGGCAGCCAGCUCCUCCGUGCAUCCACAAUUCGCAUAUAGGUUGAAAAUGGAUAAGAGCGAGCCCUCAGUGGUGGAGGCCGGCAUCGGGGAUAGAGUCAGACUGCCCUGCGCAGUGGAAGCAUCGCCAGCUCUCACCAUCGAGUGGCAGAAAGAUGGGCAGCCCCUCUCCUCUCCCAGACACAGGCAGCAGUCAGACGGGGCGCUGGUCAUCAGCCGGCUCAGCACUGAAGAUGGCGGCUUCUUUACCUGCAUCGCCUCCAACGGACGUGACCAGGACCAGCGUCAGGUCCUGCUCCGACCUCUAGGAGAACUGAGGAUCUCUGGCCUUCUGCCAAGCAUCAUGGUACCUGAGGGAGAAACUGCUCAACUUCGCUGUAUGGUGACUGGCAACAAUGUGAAUAUAAGGUGGUCAAGGAAUGGAGUCCCAAUGCGGGCAGACGGUCACCACAUCCACCUGUCCCAGGAUGGAAGCCUAAUCAUAAGCAACGUUCAACUGGCUGACGAGGGAUCCUACACGUGCAGCGCCUACAGCAGCAGCAACUCCGUCAGUGCCAGCACUGAGGUGAAAGUGUUGAGGAACAGGCCUAGUCCAGCUGUGAAUCACGUUGUGGACCUGAGCAGAGAGUGCGUGGACCAGCCACACCUCGCCAACUGUGACCUGAUUGUGCAAGCCCAGCUCUGCAGUAACGAGUACUACUCCAGCUUCUGCUGCGCUAGCUGCUCUCACUACAAGCCGCAGGCCAGCCCUCCGCGUCACAGCGGGUGACAGAGACCUCCAAGGCCACACGAAACAACAGCACAGGUAUGGCUUCAGGACUGGACACAAUGCUUUAAGAUGUGAACACACCAAACAGUCUCGAAGCAAUCCAGUAAAGGAGCAACAGGUGACACAGUCAAACAGCUAUUUGGGGCAUUUUUUUUAUUUUUACUUUUUGAGGCCAAUGAUAGAGUCUGCUUGCUAGAAAAGACAAAACUUAUUUUCAAAGAAGACCCUUCAGUUUGGCAAUUAGGAAAAACUUCCUCUGCUCUAAGUCGUAGAAUGUUACAUUGACAAAUUGUGACGUUGCAGUCAUUGACUAUUUGAGGACAACUCAAGCCCUGAGAUAAAUUCUAAUUGUGUUUGUACAUAAAUUUGCAUUUAACAUUGCAAAAUGGCGCUCUGUACAGGAUGUUUUGGUAUAUAGUAUAACUCUGCCUUCAGAGACCACAGACUAAUGUAAAAUUGUGUAAAUUCCAGUCAUGUGUGGCAGGUAUAGAGGGGAGUUAAGGUCUGUGAACCUUCUCAGGAAGAUGGUUAGCCAUUGAUUAUGCUUACAUCAGAUCCCUUUCUCCCAGAAUAAGCAGUUGUUUCUGUAAUAAAUCUCUUUCUACUCUGUCAGAGGCUCUAUUUUUAUACGAGUUAAAUAGUUAGCUUUCAUUUGAGCUGUAUGAUUACAUACAACACGGUCAGGGAGUGCUACCUCAAGCCUGGUGAGGUCUGUAAUGGGCACCUGUAUUCUGAUGGACUGGACUUUACAACUGAAGGUACUUUUUUUUUUCCCUUGUUGUUUAUUCUCUGACCUCUUUCAGAUGUGUAACCAUAGUAAAAAGGACAGUAUUUGAAGGCGUGCAGUUCACUGCUUUAAAUACAUGCCGUGACUGUAAUAGUUAACUAAGGGGUGUUUGUAUUUUUUCUAUUUAGCAAGCUGAGAUUUUCCUUCUAUGUAGCAUCACUUUUAACUUCCUAACUGUUUGAUUUUUGAUUCGCAAAUCAAGAUAGCGGUUUUCCUCCCUAAACAAUGGGUUGUAGGAAGGUCACAGAUAUCUCCUUUGCUGUUACCUCCUAGGCAGGGGAAGGGUGUAACUGCAAUGGGCUAUUUUCAUCUGAUUGCUGGACACUGCUGUGAAAGUCUAGGGAACUGAUAGGAAAAACAAAAAAAAAACAAACAUCUAUAACAUUUUAUUAUAAAUGCUAGUUCUCUAAGCAUGUAUGACCAAGUAUUCACUUGCUUUUCGACAGCUAAGUAUUGAGAGCAAUUCCAAUACCAUAAAGAGCGUUGGUCAUUACUAUUAAUACCAUACUGAACUUAAUUGCUU